AUGGCCUCAACCAAGCUUUCCAACCUGGCCCAGCAUCCCAGUCACUACGACUGCAACCUUCAGGACAACAAAGUCACAGUAUGCUACUACCCUCCUCAGCCCUAUACGUGCAGUCUUGGAUUCGCAAGUCACAAACGUCUUUUAUCGAUCCGACCGGGACGAGCUUCUCAGCGCCAAAACUUGGGAAUUGAAUCAUUUCCGCUAACUAAGAUCCAUAGCCCAACGACAUCUAGCACGAACUCUCCCACGACCUCCAUGAGCACAAGCUCCACGCCAACUGCAACGUCAACAACUCUGUCAACUAUUAGUACAACUAGCAGUACUUCUACGACUACGACUACCACGCCUACUACUACAACGACAACCACUACCACUACCACCACAACUACAACUACAACUACAACUACAACUACUACUACAAUCACUACCACUACCACUACCACUAGUACUACUAGCUCCAAUAACUGCCCAACUCCGACUCUAGUGAACGGUGGAUUCGAGGACAGCACUACAGACAUAAACCCUUGGGUGUACUCUGCCUUUAACUCCGGAAUUACCCGCACGGUUGUGACAGCAAGCACUGGUAUAUUUGUCCCGCAUUCCGGCAAUAACUACUUGCAAUUGACCAACACGGGUACUUCGCCGGUAGAGGCCCGAAUCGCGCAAUCCCCCGAAUUCUGCAACGGAGCGGAUUACACAAUCUCGCUCUGGGCCAUUGGCGACUGCAACGGUGCGGGCUCGUGCGUCGGCUCUGGGAGCGUGCGAGUCCAGAUUGUCACCAACAUUGGCUUCAGCACGGAUUUCACCCUCUCCAACACGGGACCCUCGGACUGGCAGCAACUCACGUACACGUUCACGUGGACCGGCGGUGACGGGCUUUCUCCCGUCCUGAUCGAUGUCUUUAUGGAUGACAACUCGGACUCAAUCGCUCUGGACGACAUCACUAUCGACUUCGCUUGA
Messenger RNA from Cladophialophora psammophila CBS 110553, 960 nucleotides. RefSeq lists its product as uncharacterized. NCBI's taxonomy places the organism in Eukaryota, Fungi, Ascomycota, Eurotiomycetes, Chaetothyriales, Herpotrichiellaceae. The transcript has 2 exons. The record is from RefSeq and is a predicted model, not a curated record. Bases 1 to 960 code for a protein of 319 amino acids.